This is a messenger RNA of Juglans microcarpa x Juglans regia, 1405 nucleotides long. RefSeq names its product dehydration-responsive element-binding protein 2C-like. The record is from RefSeq and is a predicted model, not a curated record. The transcript has 2 exons. Gene Ontology annotation, cellular component: nucleus. Lineage: Eukaryota; Viridiplantae; Streptophyta; Magnoliopsida; Fagales; Juglandaceae. The coding region runs from base 169 to 1119 and encodes 316 amino acids. Gene Ontology annotation, molecular function: transcription cis-regulatory region binding; DNA-binding transcription factor activity. Gene Ontology annotation, biological process: response to stress; positive regulation of DNA-templated transcription.
AGUCCCAACCGAAUGCCGGAUUAACGAUUUCUUCCUAAGCUCGGUCUCUCUGGAUACUUUCAGAAACCACACACCAGCGGAAGAAAAACGAAAAGAUCUAGCUUCUUCUGAAACCCAGCUUUUUCAACGUUUCACUGGAGGAACGAUAGACUACGAUCACCAUCUUCGAUGGGCAUGUCUUCGGAGGCUACUAUUACGAGGAAGAGGAAGACGCGGAGUGGACAAGGAGGUUUGUCCGUGGCUGAGACUCUUGCCAAGUGGAAAGAGAAGAAUGCCCAGCUUGACUCCCGCAAUGAUAAAUCCAUUCGUAAGGGUCCGGCCAUUGGGUCAAAGAAGGGAUGCAUGAAAGGAAAGGGAGGGCCAGAGAACUCAAUAUGUAAUUACAGAGGUGUUAGGCAGAGGACAUGGGGUAAGUGGGUUGCAGAAAUUCGGCAGCCAAACAAGGGACAAAGGCUUUGGCUUGGUACUUUUUCAAAUGCAGUUGAAGCUGCAUGCGCUUAUGAUGAAGCUGCAAGGACAAUGUAUGGUUCUUGUGCCCGCCUCAAUUUUCCUGAUUUUUCUUCAGCCACCACUUCAUCUGGCGUUUGUUCGGUAGCAACUCAGUCAGGACUUGAUUCUACAAUUACAGUAAAUUCUGAGGUCCCUGUAGUCGAGGAUAUAGAUGUGAAGCCUGUUUCCUCCAAUUUGCAUGGGGAAGUUGAAUCGGGAAUUUCAACUCGGCAUGCUGCAGUAACUGAAGCUUCCAUUCCAAAUAGAACUACACUGACGAAAGCAAAUGAUGAGCCCUGUGACACCCAAAAGGAAUCUACUGGCAUUACGAGCUGUUAUGGGGAUGAUGGACAGAAUUAUUCUAUGAAACCAGAAGCAAAGGACGAGCACCGUGGCACCAAACAGGAAGCUACUGGUGUUAGCAACUGUUAUGGGGAUCCUGAACAGGAUUAUUCUAUGGAUGAGUUGUGUGAUUUGGAUGAACUUUUGGGGCUCUUAGACAAUAGUCCUUCCAUCAACAUUGAAGCAAUACUGGGUUUGGGUUGUGAUGCUGGCCAACUUGGGUUCCCAACAGCAACCUGCGAAAGCAGUCAAAGUGCGAAGCCGGCUGAUCUGCCAUACUGGUUGUAGAAUUUAAAUUUUAGAUGCCAAGUUGCUAGGGAGUCUGUAUUAUGAGUAGAAAACUCCCAAAAGUUGUAUGACUACUUGAAAUCAGAUAGGCAGGGUCGUCGGGUUUUCAGAUUUUGAAGGAGAUAAAGCCUGUUUGAUAUGGAAGACUUGUAUUCUUUAAUAUUGCUAACUAUGCUGAUUCUCUAUGGGUUUUAGAUUGGGGAAUUUAGCCUUUUCUUUUAACAGUUGUAACCUCUUUCACUUGUGACAACACAUAAUCAAAUAGAACGACGAAGUUUUGGUUGUA